AUGAAAAGUUACCGCUUAAUAAUUCACGUAUUAAUUUUCCUAUUAAUAGGAUACUCUGGAUGUUCUGAUAAAACUACAGAUAAACCAGAUAAUCUACACACAGAGCCUACAUCCAGCUGUGACAAUGAUAAUAAUCAGGUAACUGAAACUACUGAACAAUCUUGUCAUCAACCUGUUAAGGAUCCAAGAACAGAACCAUACCCACAACCACAACAACCCACUCCUCAGGAUGAAAAACAUUAUUUAUUAGGAUCUAGACCUAGAAAAGAUGGAGGAAUAAAUCUAGUUCCAAUUACUCAUCUGGAAUAUAUACCACCCCAAGCUAAACAAGAACAACCAAGUCAACCUCAGUAUUAUCUACCACCUCAACCUCAAGAAUAUCAACCAAUUCAACCUAUAUCACAACCACCUUAUCAACACUAUUAUUCUGGAUAUGGACCAGAACCACCUACACAUCAGUAUGGACAUUAUGGUCCUCAACCAACUCAACCACAGUAUCCAGGUUAUCAACCUCAGCAAUAUUAUCCUGAACCAUAUCAACAGUAUCCACAGCCACAGUAUUCAGGUUAUACAGGUUAUGAUCCACCUCAAGGAUACCAACCUACAGCUCCUCAGGGAUAUUAUCAUUCAGGUUAUCAACCACCUCAACCAGGAUAUCAACCUUAUCAAUUAUUUCCACCUCCACCUGUAUCCGUACCUGUACAACAGUAUCCACUACCACAACCACCUCUACCACAUCAGCCUCAUCAACCACCCGGUUAUGAACCAGGAUAUUCUCCAUAUCAACCUUAUCUACCACAACAACCUUAUCCUGCACAGCAGUAUCCAGAAUAUUAUCCUGGACCUCAAUAUCCUCCACCUCAUCAACCUAUUCAACCACAGCUAGGAUAUCAACCUCAGCAACCAUAUUAUCCUGGACCAGAACCAUAUCAACCACAACCAUAUUAUACUGGGACACAACAUCAUGCAUAUCAACAACAGCCUCAACAACAACCUGGUCCACAAUAUCCUCCACCUCAGUAUCAACCUAGUCAUCCUUAUGGACCUUAUCAACCGCCUCCGCCACAACCUUAUGAACCACAAUAUCAACCACCACAACCACCAAUGCAACAACCACAGCAACCUCUACCACCAAUUCCAAUUCCUCAACCACCAUCUCAAGGACCUACUCAACCUGUACAUGUAGCUAUACCUCCACCUCUACCACCACAAACUAGUCAACCUCAGUAUCCCGGAUAUCAACUUCAACAACCUUAUGAACCUCAACCACCUCCUCAAGGACCUACUCAACAUCCACAACAGCCACAACCAUAUUAUACUGGACCACCUACUCAACCUCCACAGCCAGGACCUGCGUAUCCACAAUAUUAUCCAGGAUAUGGACCACAACCUAGUCAAGGACCCCCUAAACCUCAAGCUGUACAACAUCCUCAACCUAGUCAACCCAGUCAAAUUACUCAGCCUACUCAUCCACCUAAACCUCCCACUCAUAUAGUAUCCCAAUAUCAACCUAGACUUACUGCACCAUUAAGUCAACCUUCAAAUCUUGGACCUGGUAUCUUAGGUCCAGCUCCUGGUCCAUUAAGAGAUCCUUCAGUUCUACUACAAAAUCUAAGUCAUAAAUAUAUUAGACCAUCAACACCUCAUACUGAAUCAUCAAAAGCACAAACACCUAAACCAACUACUCAAACUGAAGACUCUCAAGAUGAACAGACUAAAGAACCUACUCAAACUGAAGAAUCUACAGAACCUACUCAAGAACAUACUCAAGAACAUACUGAAACUCCGCAAAAACAUACUCAAACUCAACAAACACCUACUACCGAACCAUCUGAGUUACAUCCAGAAACUAUUCCAGUAGAAAUUGGAUCAGAUGAAGAUGAAGAACCUCCAGAACCUCCUGGACCUGGAGAUGGAGAUCAACCACCAGAUAAACCUGAAGGUGGUGGAGAUGAACCUGAGGAACCUAAAGAUGAUGAUGAAGAUAAAGAACCACCUAAAGAUGUUAAAAGGUGUAAAAUAAUAACUCUUAUGAAGAUGAAUGAGGAAGGUAACUUAGUUCCAAUGACUGAAGGUGAUUAUGAAAUUUUACGUGACAAUGACGAUGCUGUCAAAUAUACAUUCACUCCAACACUUGAAGAACUACAUUGUGAUGGUGAGGUUGUAUAUAAGCAUAUAUCAAGAAAUAGAAAAACUUCAUCACUUAUUUACAACAGAGUACGACAUCACUUUCUAUUAAAAAAUGAUCUAGGGAUGUAUGUAUGUAACUACAGAAAAGGUGUCUGGAGUGUUUUUAAUCACAAAUUUUUACACUUGAUUUACAUAUUCACAAAAGAUGCUUACGGAAAUGAUAUGUUUCUAACCAGUGAACAUUAUACCAAUGAUAUUGGUGAUAGAGGUUCUUUUAAAUAUAUAUUUAAGGCAGGUGUAAGGUGUACUAAAAUCAUGUAUAGAAACCAAUUAGUUUGGGAAAAAACGGAUGAUACUGAUAAUUAUCCCAUACAUUUUUAUAUUAACCUCAAAUAUUAUUUUUAUAUAUUAUUUAAUGAUCAUGUUUACAAAUAUUCAAAAAGAGGUACUGAAUAUCAUCCCUUUUCGGAUAAUCUUAGAAGACAAAAAAAAUAA
Theileria annulata is the source of this 2625-nucleotide messenger RNA. Its product is annotated as Theileria-specific sub-telomeric protein, SVSP family. The transcript has a single exon. Bases 1 to 2625 code for a protein of 874 amino acids. The record is from RefSeq and is a predicted model, not a curated record. NCBI's taxonomy places the organism in Eukaryota, Apicomplexa, Aconoidasida, Piroplasmida, Theileriidae.